GGGGUUUACGAUUAUGAUUUUCAUUAUAGGUGAAUGGGGGUUUACAGCCGGAGCCCUCCCUGUGCGGAAUCCCUUUACCGAGUAAUCCACGCGUGGGGGCCGCACCGUAAUCCCCUGCUGCGGCAGGGGCGGGGGCUGCGCGGCGGGGGGCCGACCCCGGGCGGGCCGGGAAGCGGGCGGUGUCCACCGCGCCCCAAGGGACGGAGAGCGACCCGGCCCCCCCCACCCGGCCACUGGUGUCCCCGCGGCCGCGCCACCCCUUUUGCCCUGUCUCAGGAGCGGUCUCCGUGCGGCCCCUGCCGAAAACCACCCCUCGGCGCGGCGGUCCGACGGCACCUGUGGGCACCUGUGGGUACCACCGGGGGCCGUCCCGCUUCCGAGGGCUGAGAUCCGCUUCACCGAGCGUGUCCCUGCCCCGAUGCGGAGCACCCCACGCGAGGCGGGGCGCGGCGGGGCGGGGCGGGGGAGGAUGCGGGAUCCCGGUGCCCGAGGGAGGCUGCCAUUGCCUGCAUGGGGGCGCGGAGGAGAAGGAAUCCUUUUUGACGUCAAGUGACCAUAAUAUAAUGAUCGCUCGUUCAUAUCCGGGUCCCCAGGAGGCUCCCCCGGGCCGCGCUCGGCCCCGCGCCGCCGCGCAGUGAGGCGGAGGCGGGCAGGGCAGGGCAGGGCAGGGCGGCCGCCCGGAGGUGGCCGGCGGCGGCGGGGAGGCGAGCGCAGCAUGCCCGCCGCCUCAGACGCGCCAGCCUCCUGCCGCCGCUGCCCAUGGAGAUCGCGCUGGUGACUUUGGAGAACGGCGGCGCCACGGCCAUCGCGGGCAGCGAGGAUGCCGCGGCCGGCAGCAGCAGCGGCGGCGGCAGCGCUCGGGCCCGGUGGCGGGGCGACUUGCUCCACAUCGCCGGCUCCGCCGCCGCCGCGCCGCGGCUGAGCGACGGCAAGGAGGGCACCCCGCUACCGCCGCCGCUGCCGGCGGACGAGGAGCGGGAGCGGCCCCCGCCGGUCCCCCAGAGAGGCGGCGGGAGGCGCCGCAGCGGCAGCGCGGGCAGCCCCAGCGGCGGGGCGGCAGCGCACGGAGCCCCCCUGCCGCCCCAACCGCCGCCGCGCGCCCCGCGCCCCGGUGCGGGGGUGGAGAUGGGACCCCCGGAGGAAGGGGGACACCGGCGGGGCAUGGCCAUGGCGGCGGCCAGCGAGGAGGAGGAGGAGGCGGCGGCGACGGCAGCGGCCAACCGGGGCGCCAUGCACCACCAGCGGGUGCUGAUCAACAUCUCGGGGCUGCGCUUCGAGACCCAGCUGGGCACCCUCAACCAGUUCCCCGACACUCUGCUGGGUGACCCGGAUAAGCGUAUGCGGUACUUCGACCCGCUCCGCAAUGAGUACUUCUUCGACCGCAACCGGCCCAGCUUCGAUGGGAUCCUUUACUUCUACCAGUCAGGGGGCAAGCUCCGCCGGCCUGUCAAUGUCUCCAUUGAUGUCUUCGCCGAUGAGAUCCGCUUCUACCAGCUGGGUGAGGAGGCCAUGGAGCGCUUCCGGGAGGACGAGGGCUUCAUCAAAGAGGAAGAGAAGCCCCUGCCCCGCAACGAGUUUCAACGCCAGGUCUGGCUCAUCUUUGAGUACCCUGAGAGCUCCAGCUCAGCCCGGGCCAUUGCCAUCGUCUCUGUGCUGGUCAUCCUUAUCUCCAUUAUCACUUUCUGCUUGGAGACCCUACCAGAAUUCAGGGAUGAGAGGGAGAUGCCUGUGCCUCUUCCUCCACAAAGUGGAGGUUUGAAUGGCACAACCGGGGACUCCCCAGCCAUGCAGCCACCCAGUAGCCUCACUGACCCCUUCUUCAUCAUUGAGACUACCUGUGUGAUCUGGUUCACCUUUGAGCUCCUUGUCCGCUUCUUUGCCUGUCCCAGCAAGCCUGAGUUCUCCCGCAACAUCAUGAACAUCAUUGACAUCGUGGCCAUCAUCCCCUACUUCAUCACCCUGGGCACUGAGUUGGCCCAUGAGCAGCAGCAGCCUGGGGCUGGUGGUAGCAAUGGGGGUGGGGGACAGCAGCAAGCCAUGUCCCUGGCCAUCCUCAGAGUCAUCCGCCUGGUCAGAGUCUUCAGGAUCUUCAAGCUUUCGAGGCACUCCAAGGGGCUACAGAUCUUGGGACAGACGUUGAAAGCCAGUAUGAGAGAGCUGGGCCUCCUCAUCUUCUUCCUCUUUAUUGGGGUGAUCCUCUUCUCCAGUGCUGUCUACUUCGCUGAGGCCGAUGACCCUGAGUCUCAUUUCUCCAGCAUCCCUGAUGCUUUCUGGUGGGCAGUGGUAACCAUGACCACUGUGGGCUAUGGGGAUAUGCGACCUGUCACUGUGGGUGGCAAGAUUGUGGGUUCCUUGUGUGCCAUCGCAGGUGUGCUCACCAUUGCCCUGCCUGUCCCUGUCAUUGUAUCCAACUUCAACUACUUCUACCACCGAGAGACUGAUCAUGAAGAGCAACCUAUUCUCAAAGAUGAACACAGUAGUGCUCAGGGCAGCACAGCAGGGGGAGAUGUAAAGAGAAGAUUAAGUAGAAACUCUUUGAACAAAUCUGUUGUGCACUUGGAAAACAGUGAGGGGUUCAACAAUGGCACCAGUUCCUUAGAGAAAACCAAUAUCAAAGCUAAAAGUAACGUAGAUCUCAGAAAAUCCCUCUAUGCUCUCUGUCUGGACACCAAUAGGGAAACAGACCUGUAAGGAGAAGACAGAGUUAGAGUUCAGGGAUGCAGAAGGAUUUGCUGGUGUCAGAAACUUGCUACUAUAACUGCUCUUUUUGGUACCAGUUAGUUUUUUAAAUUAGGCUAUAUUUUAUAAAUUGAUCACUGUCCUGAGCAGUCCUCCAGGAAUACAUGUUUUUAUGUUCUUUUUCCAUGACACAAAGGGUCACCUAUUUUUAAAAUAGACUAAGAAUAAGCUACGCUCCAUGAUGCAGGAGCUGGUAAAUUAUGACAGUGCAAAAUGUAAUUUGUAGAAACUUAUUUUAGCAAAUGGUUGUUCGUUUUAAAUGAGUCAUUUGUAACCAAUUCAGUUGCUCCAAGUUUAGUAUUAAAGAGUUGGGGGAUGAGUGUGUGGAGAAUGAAUGGAUUGGGGGGGAGGGAGGUUGAAGUUUUUUGUACUGUAGUUUCAAACUGAAAUUAUUCCAACAUAUUUUAUACCUGUAUAACUGUAUUUAUGGUCAAAAGGGAAUUUCUUAUUCCUGGGAAAUACGACAUCAUUAAAGCACUAGGAACAUUAGCAGAUCAGCACUUUCAGAGUUUUCCACUUGUGAUCAGUACAGAUGUCGUUAUCUAGUAUGUGAAGUGAAUUUGGUGCUUUUAACCCUGUAGCAGAAAACUUCUAUUGUCAUCAAUAUGUUAGUUUCUUGUGAGCCUUAAAUUAUUAAAUAAUGUAGAUAUACUUCUUUAUAAAUAAUUUUAUUAAUUACCUUACUGUUUCAGAAUUUCUAAAUGAUUCAGUCCUAUGCUUGCUGUCCCCAGUCAAAAAAUGUAUGUGCAGCUUUUUUUUUUUUUUUUUUUUUUUGGUAGUUUUACAGUUUUAUACCUUCAUUAUAGUUUUGAGACCAAAAGAAAAAAAUAUUGUCAGCUGUUACUGGUUCGAUCCAAGUGCACAACAGAUCAAAAGCGUUAGGGAAUGGACAGAUUAACAACAAAAUAGAAUAUGAGUGCAAUAUCUACAAAAUUGUUUUCAUUGUACACUCCAGAUUACUUUGACAUGUAUAUCAGUCACCUUUAUGUAUCCAUACCAUUUGUGUACACAGUUCACUGUUUUUAAUUAUCAUAGAUGGGAGACGGAUGGCACUUAGAGUCCAGCAUGGCAUGCCGUGCUACUUAAAUAACCAUUGCGUGGCUUAUAUCUUGGACUCAGAUGGAAAGCAUCACCUUUGAUCAAAAAACAUCCUUGUUUUUCUUUAUUUCCAAACAAAACCGUUUCAGUGCUGUGGAUUUUACAGUUAAGAUGUUGAAAGACAAGUGACACGUUCUCUUCAUCCUGAUAACACAGCACUGUACAGCUUACUAGUGAAGACUGACACAGAGUUGCAUCUUUAAAUCAAAGAGCUGUAUUACUGUUUUUCUUGCAAAGAACAUUUCUGUUUUCCCCUCAAACUUCUGUUUUAUUGCUGAGGGAUGUUUCAUGCCUUUACCACAUACAGUGGCACAGCAAGAGUAGCAGAGAAAGAAGUCUUGAUUGUCAACACUCAAGGUUUGUUUCUAACAAAUUUUCUUAUGCAACUAAGUAAAUAUUAAAUCAGGAUUAUAAUUUAUGCAAGUAUCUCAGGUAUAUGCAAUGUGAUACAUUUAAAUCAGCUUUGUAAAACAGCACUUUGACAUUCAUUCAGACACAAAUUACUUGUCUGUUACCAUGCUCUUUAAAGGUAAUGGCAAAUGCAUUAUAUUUUUCCUUCCUAUCCAGUGGAACAGGCAUGGUAAGUGCCAAGCAAGUAGUAUUUUUCAUGUUAGGUAUAAAGAACUGUCACAAAGCUCACCAUAAAACCCAGGGGUGAGGAGGAAGGAAAUUGAAUCUGAUAAUAGAGAACAGGAUCUUUCACAUUAAUUUUAAAUGUUGAUUUCUUGAUUGAUUUUCUUGUUUGUUUAGAUGGAGAAUUAUGCUGUAAUAUGCUGAGAAACUGUCUGCAACAAGACAAAGUGCCCAGUCCAGUGGCACUCCAGACUCGAGCAGAUCUGUUUGCCUUAGUGAGGGUUUUUGCAUCAAAGUGAAGUGCAGAAUUAGCCCUUUAGUGAGACUGAGUCUAAAAUGAAAGAAAGAAGUGGUGUAAUUGUCUGUUGCACAUGCUGAGAUCUAUCUAGAUCCUUAUUGGACUUAGAGUGAAGCUUUUUACUAAGGCAAAUAGUUUGAUUUACUUUCAGUGAUUACAUCCAUCUGACUUACCUGACAAUUCAGUGAGUCUUUCAGGAUCAAAUUUUGGUUCUGUCUUCCUCUACUACCCUCACCUUCCUGACGGCUUUUAUCUUCCAUAGUUUGCUCUUCCAUUUGCACAUUGUGCUGAAUUAGACUGUCAGCUUUGGGGGGGGGGGGGAUGGGGGGGCUGUGCGCAAUGUGUAUAUACAGUCCCUUGUUUAGCAGUGAAACCCGGCUUAUGGCCAGGACUUCUGUAUGCUAAUGGUAUGAAUUACAUAAUGGUAAUUGUUGCAAUUAGUGGAGUAACACUGGUGUAAAACUGAUGCAGGUGAAAGCAGAUCAGGGCUGUGGGGAGUGGGCUUAGCUGAUCUUAGAAGCCCAUUGCUGAUCAAAAGAGAAGCACUUGUCUUCCUCCUUCCUUCUCAGUUUUCUUCCUCCCAUUGUGUGCCCUUUUGUUGCAUAAACUGAAGUGGUUCUGUCCUUGUGCAAGUACAUGUACCAGUGCUGCCUUCUCUUCCAGGAGCUGCUUGAACUCACUAAUCUGGCAGAAAAUCCCAACACAGCAACAAAGUAGAUACUCCUCUGUCAGUUUGUGUGUUGGAAAGCAAGUGGGUGCCAGAGCCACUGUGAGGAAGGGAUGGGGAAGGUUGGUGGUGUGGGGAAGUGAGGAGACGGGGAAGAGUGGAAUCUUCACCCUUCAGUGGCAGUGAACUGUUAGGUUAUCACAACUGCAUGUUGAACCUCACUUUAUGUUUGCAGAAAUACCACAAGACUUGGUCUUGCAAGGUGCUAGGGGGCUUUAACUUCCCACUGGAGCCAGUCUGCAAAUCAGCUCUGGAUUCUAGCAUGUGUGUCCUGCUAUAGCUGAAAGUAGGAUUUGUCCCCAUCGAGCUCAAGCUCUGUGAGAGCAAAGUUCCCUGAUUGCUGCAAAGGGCUGUAUGCAAGUUUGUCAAAUAAUUCCUUGACCUUCAGUUUGAACAUGCUGCGUUUUCCAUAAUAAAACAACAGAACUUGCCAAUAAAAAGAAAACCAAUUAGUCUGAAAAUAUAGUUGAAAAUAUUGUUUGGCUUGGCUUUUUAACAAGCUUGUCAAGCACAGAUCAGGCAAACUCAACUUUGACACCUUCUUUACAUGGAUGUGUAAUUUCUAUUGUCUUACAGAGCAGUAAAGGAUUUGCUUUCUAAUGAGACAGGUUACUGCCAGGCACUAAUAUGUCCAGAAACAGGGUUAGAUGAAAAUUCAGCAAAGCACUUAUCAUGGGCUCAGCUUUAAGCACAUAUUUAAGUGAAGCAUCAUUCAGCAGGUAUUAUAGAUGUACAAGAUCUUUGCAGUCUAGAUCUUUGUGAUUGUUAAAGAUGAACUACAUACCCUGCUGAAACCACUGCACUUUGGUGCAGAUUUUUAGGUACAUAGCACAGUUUGUGAGCCUGAAAACCAGUGGUGCUGCAGGACACUGCAAUCAGAACAUGAGAUUCCUACUAUAGAAAGAGAGCUGGUUCCUGCUCAUCAGAACAGUCCUCUUGACACGAUCAGUUGCAAACUUGAAUACCGGGAUUGUCUGCAUGAAGAAUUGCAACUUCGGCUUGGAUGAGUGUAUAGUUGCACUUUUCAGCAGUGAGAACCUGCUUGUGGUGUAACCGAUUUCAGUGUUGAGAAGCUUCAUUGAGUUCAGCAGGCAGCAUGUAUCUGUGCCUGGGAUAAAAACAGUGCAGAAGCCUUGACGCAUGCCAAUGCAAAUUUCUGCCACAAAAGAAUAUGAGAGAACCAAAUCACUCAGGAAGCUCCUUUAAAUGUGAAUCAGGGAGAGAGUUUAGGCUGUGUAUGCCAUUUCUAGGCUCAUUACAAGAAUGAAAUCUGUCCAAAUCAUUAUUGAUUUUAUGUUAGCUGACCUGGAAUGAAAAGCCAGCUGAAUGAAAUCUCUUUGGAAUAUCAAAAGCCACAAGAUAUCAGAGCUUAAUGAAUAGCAAAUUAUUGCAAAUGUAAAAAAGAAAAAAGACAACAAACUCUUGUGACUAGGAACUACAUCACGGAAGAUUUCUCAUGCCACACAUGCCUAUAUGCCAUAGUUAUUAAUGGCUUGUCACUUUGUAUGAGACAGUAUGUACUGAAAUGCAUUACCCUUCCAUUCUUUCAUUUUGGGGAUGCUGAAGUGCAUAUUCUUUUUGAUCACCAGUAACGUAACUUUAGUUUGCUCAGCCUGUCCCCAAGGGGAGUCUAUGUUCCCAUUUUACUUUUCCAUCAUUCUAAAAAAAUGAUAAAACAGUAACUAGCAGUUAUAUAACAUCAUUCAUCUCCUAGCACUUUAUGAACAAUAGUACAAUCUUCUAUAUACAAACAUAGUAAAGCAAAGGCUGUGGAAGGGAAGACUGAGCCUUUUAAAGGGGAGAGGACUAGCAAAGGCACAGAAAUGAGUGGGUUUGGCUGGACUUGCAUAUCUAAAAAGUGAUUUUAUGGAGGGAGGGAAGGAAGGACAGAGAUUCACUCUGUGGACUUCUUUUUGGUCUCUUGCAUGGCUCUUGGUGGCUCUGCAGGCAAGGGCUGUGUGCCAGCAUCUGUGUACUGUGACCCAUCUGGUGGGGUCACUGAACGCCGAGGGAGAGUUAAUGCUGCUUUGAGCAGCACAAACAAAUCCCUCUUAUAUGUGUUUUUAUUUGGACUCUGUAAGAAGAAAACGGCACUUCUGCUGGCUGUUCCCUCGCCUCUUGUGCUGCAAACACCGCUAUUGUGGUAGUGGUGAUGGGCCCUCUUCAUUUGCGGUACACUGAGCAGUGCUCUGAAGUAUCUACCCUUCUUCACGCACUGCCAUUCACCUCUAAUUAGGUUACAAAGCAAAUAUCAGUGCACUUUCAGUCUCACAGAAGAUAUACAUGUACACAAAAAGCCUUACGCUUCUGAGAAGUAUCAUUGAAGCUAGUUCUGAGGUAAAACCGUUUAGCGAGAUGCAACAACGCCGCUUAGUCAUAGUGAGGAAUGUAGCUACCUGGCUGAGGCUUGUUCAGGUCAUUUGACAAGAUGUCAUGAUCAGUAGUGAAAUUUGGCAGGGGUCUGCAAGCAGAUUGCUGCCAUGCUAAGGGAAUAAUAAAAAGAGGGCUUUAAAGACCUACUCAAGACUUUGGCCUGGCUACUUGGCCAUUGAUGGGAUCGGUACAGUACAGUAGUCAGUGUACUGGAGAGACCCCACUAAUAGUGAGGUUGAUCCUGUUCAGGACAGUGGGGCAGCAAGGGAUCUGUGAGAUAAAGCUUUAACAUCAUCUGCCUGCCUUUGGUGCAGUUUCAAGUAAUCUCCCUCUGUAAGCUAACUUCUUAAGUUACAAAAAUAUAAAAAAAAAUGAAAUAAAAAAGUUAUUUACAAAAAGUUCACCUAAAACCAGUCAAAAUCAUUGUUCCAAAAUCAUUUUGUGAAGGCUUACAUAAUAUUCAGCACCACAAAAUAUUUUAGAACAUGGCAUUUAGUGUAUUUUAGUGUAUUUGUAGCCUUUGUAAGUUGUGGGUUUGGUUUGUUGUUUGUUUGGUUUUGGUUAUUUUUCACUUUCUUGCUGUAUGCAUUAAUUGCUCCCCAGUUCUCCUUGUCAGCUUGUUAAAUUUCUGUUGCUCUUGCCUUAAUUUGGGACCUAAGGCUGCUGAUACUCUUCAGUGAACCUGGGUCAUGCUGUCUGAUGUCAGCAUGUCAACUCACAGUAUGAACAAGCACAGAAAUUCUCCAGUAGCUACCUGUGGGUCCGUUGACCAGAACAACCUCCAUAUUUGUAUGAUGAAACAUGGUGAAACAUGUGGGUAUGGUAUCAUUAAGAUCAUAUUAAUUAAAAAGCUUUAUGUUAAUUGGAAUAAGAAAAAAGUAAAGCUCAUAGCAAUAUGGCUAAAUAAUUUCUUGGAAUUAGAAGCUGUAAAGAUAAAUAUCAACUUGUUUAAAGAACAGCAUUCAUACACAAUUAGCAUAUAUAUUGAAGUGAUUUCUCACUUCUGUAAUCUAGUAAUGUAGUGUUCUUAUUUGGUAUUUUUUGAUUCCCAGGUAUCUGUAGUGUAUUUUUGCCAGGGCUGAAAAAGACAGAACCAGAGACAGUCCCAGAGCUAUUGUGAAACAGUGUCUGGAAGACGGCUUGUUUACAUGGAAGCAUGUUUUUUCUUUUAUUAGUAAUACCAACUGAUGACAUGAACCCCCUUUUUUCUCUUCAUAAGUACUGCAAGUAAACAUAUUUGUAUAGUUAGCAUUGCUGUGUUGAAAUCACCUAAGGAUGGAACACAGUAGCUACAGCUCCAGAUUCUCACCACAGUAUCAGCACUAAUUUUGUUUUGUUCCCCACUGCUGUAAAGGCGUGGGACUUGAUUCCAUGCUUGUACGAGGCUUUGUGCCACUUUCCAUUGAAUUUACAGCUCAGCUGCCCUCUGCAAGGUAAUUACAUGGUUUUGCCAAUGUGAUGGAUCUGACUCAGCUAAGAGUUUGCUAUUCCGCACCCUAAAAUCCCACUUUGGUGGACAAUGAACAGGUUGUCCAACUUACGACUAGCAUUACAUUGCCAGCUUUGGGGCUUUCUUUAAGAACUUUGUGCUAGGGACAGAUACCUGAAUUUUUUCUUGUUGAUGUCUGGGUGAAUCCAAAACAGUGCUGUUAAAUCCAGUGGCUCUGUCUGCAAUCUUGUUUCCGUUGUUCUGAAAGAGAUGCAACAUCCUUUGUUUUCAGUGGAUUUCUCCUUAUUUGACUUGCUGUGAUGUGAAAAUGAGGUUACCCUUUCCGAUGGAAUGAUGUUACUUUGAAUUUUCAGUGAAUUUACCUGAUUUCAGAAAUACCUGUCUAGUAGUCAAAUCCAUAACCUUCUUAGCUGGCAACAAAGUGUUUCCAUUAGAGCACGGGCUUCCCAGCAUACAUAGGCUAUACGAUUACUGCAGCAUUAAUAAUUUUCCAGAUAGAAUUUAGAAUUUACCAAAGUUAAUCUGCAAAUUCUGCAUUAGUAAUUCACUCAUGUUCACUGUCACCAGAAGGAUGUUUUCAAAUAAAUCAGUGCAGGUUGUAGGUUGUAACACUUUUCUGACAUGCAGAAGACCAAAAAAAAAAAAAAAGAAAAAAGAAAUGUAUAUCUCAUUUCUGUGUUUCAGUGUGCUGUGGAGAUGGUCAUUUGUGAUCUUGUGGGAAACAGCUUUACAUAGCUGAAGAUAAUUUUUUUUUCUAGCAUUCUGUGUUGUUUUUUCCUCUGUAAUUUAUGUCACCCAUUGCAGUCCUUCUCACAUGAGUAAUGACUUAGAUUCGGGGUUCCCUGGUCUUCACUGAUAUUAUCUGAGAAGAUGUAGAUCCAAGAUGAAGAAUUGUUUCUGAAAAUAGGAGUGAUUUGCAUUUUUGUCUUCUCUUCCAACUCUAGUUAUUUUGUUCUUGGAUAACCCUGGCUCUUGCCCUUUGGAUUAGUACCUCGUUGUUCACUUUCUCCUUUUGCUUUUAUCACACAAUAUAUGCGACAGUGGUAGCAGUCAUUUCUGCAAAGCAGUAAGUGGCAGAGCUGUCCUGCUGCUGCAUGUAGUAGAUGUGAAUAGUGCUGGGCAUUCCAGAGCUGCCUCUCUUCAGUUUCAGAGAAGCCACCUUGGAUGGAAAUCCAUAAAAUUCCCCUCUCAGCACAGCAGUAAUUCUACCCUUCUCCAGUUUUCUUACAAAGUCAGUUUGGAGAUAAAUAUUCUUGAAAUAUACAGUCUCUUCUGUCAGAUCACAUCUCCAACCCAGACUAGGCAGUGGUGGUUUCUGUGUGGUCUGUUUCCUGUAGGUGAGGAGUACAAUGAAACCUUGCAGCUCCUCUCAUGAGAAAUCAGUUGCAUGAUAAAUUCUCAUAUUCAGGGUUUCAGUUUGUAUGAAGAUACUGGAGGAAGUGGUGCAAUUUGAAUAUACUAGGUUGGCAGCAUAGCUAUCUAAGGCUCUGCAGUAUGUAUAGGGAUCAGAGAUUGGUAACAUUAAAAUUCCUUCUUUGGUGUGGUUGCACUUCAAUCGUGAUGUCCUAGCACUUCGUAAAAAACUCAGAAAUCCAUGCUAGGGUUUUCUUCGCUCCCUUCAGAGUUAGUAGAGAUUAGCUACAUUUGACAAUACUUAAUUCUUUCAAGGAAGUUCAACAAAUUUAAAACUUCUUUCACCUCCUCUUCCUCUCUCUAGUCCCUGUUAAACUCUAAGUAGAAAUGCAUGUGAUUGGAGGUGUGUGUGGGGGUGCCGACAGAUGAAAAUUAUUUGAAUUAUUUAAGCAGUGUAGUCUUAUAAUUUUUUUCUGUCUUGUUUAAACUGAUUUGAAAAUCUGAGGGGGUGUAAUUGAGGAAAGGCUUUAAUGUGAAUUUGCAGAGCAGAUUUUAUAAGUUACUUAGUUCAGAAAACACUAUAAUUUUCAAGGCAGUACUCCAUAAGAGGCUUACUUAAAGACAAGAAAGGUUAAUGUGAAAAUACAUGUUGUUGUUAUUAUUUUGGUAUUAUGCAAUUAACUCUAGGAAUGUUUCAAUUAGGAAAUAUAAUCUUUAAUGUGCUAAGAAAUUCUGGCCAUGCAAGACAACUGAUGUGAAGAAACAAUCUGUCUAGAGGGUGACAAAGAUUGCCCUGGGAAGGAAUACCCUCUAGAUAAAGCUUAGCCACUGUGCUUUGAAGGAGCCAAAUAAGAAGCAAAGGGAAGACCAGGAGUCUGUACCUGAGAUAUCAGGACAUUUGCCUAGGAAAGGCAUGGUGGCUCCCAGUGUUGUUUCAGCUACUGGGCAAAAUACCUACACAAUAUCUCAAUAUCUCUCAGGAUCAUGUUUUAAAAGUCUGUUCAGUGCUUUGAAAGAAAGGAUAGGCGUAUCUGUCUUUAAGAGAGUGUGCUGAAGUGUGGAUCUACUGGCACCUUCCUGCAGGCCUCGUGGAGUAAGUCACAGUAAAUAGCAAAAUUUCAGUCAGGUUCCAAUAACCUACUUUUCACACAGAGUAUCUCUAAAUGACCCAUUUUUUGGGUUAGGAUGCUAACUUCAGUGACUCUGCUGUCAGUAUGUUGACUAUUUAGAGAUGCCCCAAACUUCUCUGUAGGUAAAAACUCUGUAGCCAAGGUAUUUCAAUCUGGAGAGAAAGAGUUCUUGCCAUUCUGGAUUGAAACCAUCUUAAGCAGGUCCUGGAAGAAUACCAGGGUAUGUAAGAAGGAUCUCAGUGAUGCGUACUGAUAGCAGAGCAGAGACUGAGGAGCAUAGAAUUUUGAAGCAUGAGAGAGCAAUCCCUCCGGAAGACCUGGAAACACUGUGCAUUUCAAAAUGGAAUUUGCAGUGCUUCUUUCUAGUGAAAAAUGAUGUAGGUUCUGUUCUUAAUAAGGAGCUUGAUAUUGACUGCAUCUGUAUUAGAAAAUGAAAUGUGCCCAGGACCAUUCUCUGGUACUGAGGCCAAUUGGCAUGCAACAGCCUGGGUUCAUACUGUUAGACUCUUCCUCCAGAACAAGGUGGCUGGAGGCAGACUGCCUAAUGGGCUGAGUUCCUGGCCUCUGCUGAUUCCCAGAUUGUGCCUAGGAAGUAUUUGGGAGAGAGCUCUGUGGUACAGAUUUACAAGUGUGACCAGAAGCCUUCAACAGGAUAGCUGAUUGUGAUUAAUUGCCUGGGAACGUUCCCUCAAAGUGCUUAGCUGACAAGGGUAGACAUUGCUCAGUUCACACUUAGGGCUGAGAAGUGUGACUUGCUUUGAUGCUAUAUGGCAUCUUGCCCUCAGGCAAUUUCUUGGAGUAUCUGAAAAGCUUUACACAUUUCCCUGACUGGUACUUUCUUACCUUAAACAAUAAUCAGUAUCUAUUCAUUGAGCACAAUUAUUUCUGCAGAAAUAUGUUCUCAUCUAAUUCUGCUUCCACCUGAGCUCAUGUAUAUGCAACCAUACUAAGAGUCACUACACAAACCCCUGACUUUUCUAAGUGCAAAUGGAGGAGCACAAGCGAAUCUGACAGUGAGAGCAGUUGCUUGGUUUUAAACUGACUGAUUUUCCUGUUUGCACAACCGUAGUGUAGGCUAUACCUUGUGUUUCAGUCACUGCAUCUUGUAAUUCUGCUUAGAAACUGGUAUAUGGUUGAGGCCCUGGUGGCCAAGAGCAUCCUCUGUUCUUGCUAUCUGUCAGGCUUCACUAGAAAAUAACUGGAAAUUAAAAACCAAAUCAAACAAACAAACAAGGAAAUGAGUGGGGAGACACUCCUAACUGUAUGCAAAGAAGUUCAGGUAGGAUGAGACCUGCAGAGAUCUCACUGAAGCCAGCCUCAUUCCAAAAGAGGUAGUCAACCUCUUGUAAAUUAUUUUAUGCAGAUGUUUGCCUGGCCUGUACCUGACAUGGACAAGGCCCUUCUGGGGUUAAGAGUUCUUCCCUUUGCAUAUAUGCUAAAAGCAUAAUUUGGUCCUAAAGUAGUUGCGACCUGAAAGGGGAAUCACUAGAAGUCAAAACAAAUCUGUACUUUCUGAACAUUGUUGGCUUCCAAAUGGCUUUUACAUUUCUAAAUCCAUUGAGAUAUCCUCAGAAAAAGGUGCAUGCAAGUAGGGACUCAUCUGAAAGUAUGACCAGGCUUCCCUUACAAAAUACUGUGAUCUUGGAUGUAACACUGGAAGCAAAACUAUUCCAGGUGUGUGUAACUGUAUUACUGCUUCUAGUGCUGUAGAACCAUGGACCACCCAGCAUGGGCAGGAAGUGGAUCACCACUAGAAUUCUUCUGUAAAUUCAAGGUGAAUUUAUAUGCCAGCUCUGGUGUGAUCCCCAGGGACUAGAACAUGAGUUCAGAUAGACUGAGAAGAGUGCAUGUCUAGAAGUAAACUUCCACUUGAAAUAUUUUCUGACACUAUAUUUGCAGCUCAGUUGCAAUAAUAUUAGAUAUUAAUGCUGCCAACCACCCCAAAAAGUGGGUGAGAAGCAAGUCCCUCUGAAGAGACCACUAGGGACAAAUGAACCUAUCAGUGGCUUUCAAUUUUUACUUUUUUUAUACGGAAGCAUCCCAUAUGAUCUUCCAGUGAACACAGUCCUUCUCCUAUUGGCUCUGUUUUCUCCUUUGUCUCACUCCUCUGACAGAGGUUGUCAUCCUUCAAUAGGAGUGGCAGGAUAUGACUUCUGAUUACUGAAGGCCUGUUUGAUAAUGGAAAAUGUUCUGGACAAUAGAACUUGAUGGCUGAGGAAUUUCUGCUAUGGAGGUAGCUUCUUCCAGCAGAUGAACGGGCAAGUAGCUUAAUGUGGCUGUCAAGUCUUAGGGGUCUUUAGCAAAGACCACCUGAACUUGGGGUCUGGAAUGCUGAGGUCCACCACUUGGAAAGUCUGAUGAAACCUUUUACAUCAGGUUAUCAGUCUUUAAAGACUUUUUCAAAAGUGAGGUUAAAAGUUAUGUCUGUCAUAUAUAUGUAUUAUUCAGUAAUUUAGAGGCAGCAUACAUACUUAAAAUGGACAUGUAAAAAGCAUUUAGAUUUGCAAGAAUGCAAAAGGAUAAUUCAAGAGCCAGACACAUCUUGGACAUAAAAGAACAAAAUCAUAAUUGGAGGCAGUAAGGGGAGGGGGUCCUUCUAUUAAUUUUCCCUACAGAGAGAAGUCGUAAAGUCGUUACUGCAGCAUUCACGGACAGUGAAAUAUGUAUAGAAAAUAUUUCAGGAGCACAUCCUGCUCUGUGUUUACUCUGUAAUUAUGGAUUAGUCGUACUGAAGUCAACUUUUGUUCCAUUCCAAGAAUCCUACUCAGAUAGACUUGAGGGCAGCAGCAUAUCCUUUCUUUUCCUUGAGUCUUGACAGACCAAAUUAAAUAGUGAUCUCUCUUACAGUGAUAGCAUGCUGACAGCAUGUGCUGUGGGGAGAAGAGAGUGUGGAAACAAUAUUUCUUAUUGCCUGAACUCAGCUUGCAAAAUGGUAGCGUAGCAUGUCUUGUUUAUCUAUACUAUUUUCUCAGUCAAAGCAGGUGAUGCUGGGAAGGUGUGUGAAGGGCCCAAAUUUGGAAGAGAAAAUAAUUGGAGACCGAUGACUGGAACAAAAUGCUCAAGCCAAAGUGCUUCCUCCCUGGAGAAGCACUCCCACAGUCAGAUGUAGUGUUGUUUAGCCCUCUGGUUUUAAUUCUAGGACUGCAAAGAAAGCAUGGCACUUAAGGCCCUGCCUGGGAAUUUUUGUCUGCUGUUGGGUAACGAACCUAAACAUACAGGAAUCAGGCCUGAAUAAGAAUCUUACGUACCAUCCACUUCUCAUCAGUGAAACCCAUACUGUUCCCUCAUCUGAUUUUCUAAUUGAAUUGUCAUGGGUGUGAAAUCACACUGCAAAAUUUCCUCUGGUUAUUUGCACAGAGCUCAGAGGCAGGAGCCAAUGUAACAUACUUUGAAUUUGUUUUCCUUUUUAGAAGGGGCUUGCAUUUUAAGGUUUUUCUGGUUUUGUUUUUGUUUUUUGGGGGGGGCUAAUGUACAUGUGAUGUCAGGCUUCCCAGAUGAGAAUGGUUGGACUGGCGUUGACAUUUUUAGAAAUGUGUGCGAAUGGAAAAAUAUCCUGGGAGUGCUGCCAACCGCUGAUUCUGUAAAGCUUUAGUCUCUCUUGAAUAGGAAACAUGAGCCAGGUACCUUUACUAAAAAGAAGACUUACUCAUGAAGUGUCUCUACUCAGGUGUGUGCAACCCAUGCCUUCUUAAUUUAAGGAAAGGGCAGGAAUGAAUUCCACCAGGCUGUGACUCCUUCAGGCAAUAUUCAAUUCCUCUUUCUGACCAGACAAAAACCAGACAAUUAGCAUCUUUCCCAAAGGGAGGAACAAAUACAACAAAAUAUCUUGGCAAAAAAUGGAUUUUGCAAGGUUUAACUGUGAGGGUAACAAAACAAAGUGGUUCAGACAAAUCUCUUGCCUGAUCCAUGGCUGUUCCUUCCAGUUUGGUGCUGACGUGACUGAGACAAAAUAGGGUAGAGCUGAUCUGAUUUGCAGUGAAUCAAGCCUGCAGCUUUCCAUUUCACAGCGAGAUUGUGGAAUUUGGAGGCUAAGUGCAGCUGAUUAAUGGUGCUAUGAAUGUCAAUAAUUUUUAUAGGCUUUGUAGUAUGCGCAUUUUAACUGCCUCAUCAGAGCAAAUGUCUUGUUAACAGAUAGAAGGCUUUCAUACAGUGCAGGUCAAGUACUGCUCUUCCUUGAAGAGAAGCAGACCAUGCUAAGUGAACAGGGAGUUAAACCAGUGCAGGACAUUGUACAGGGGUUAAACCAGUGCAGGACAUGCUCUACGAGUGCAAUAUCUGUGCUCGUUGGGAACAGAUUGGCCAUGUCUAUAUCCAGGGCUACAGCCAGCUCCUGCUGAGUUGCUGGCUCUGUUGAAUUUGGAUCUCAGUAGGAGCCUGGAGCCAGGAGCUGGUGCUUUUCACUGAGGCAAAACAGUGCUCAGUGAGUGGCAGGGCCUUGCAGCUCCAGCUGAGCUCAGUGCUGAGCCCAGUAUGCCUCUGGGAGAAGUAGAAUCUGCUGAAUUGCCCCAUGGGUCAGUGCUCAAUAGGAGCAGCAGCUCUCCCUGUGCUUCAAUAGGCAUAUUGCAUGCAGCUGUCCCUCUGUGGUCCCCUGAUGAAUGGCAAAAUGCUUGAUUACAGCAUGGUCUUGCAUGCCAUCAUUCUCUCAACACUAUCUCUCUUUUGCAGAAUCAGCAGUCUCUCAUAGAAUCAUUAUAAUGGAAUCAUUUUGGUUGGAAAAGACUUUUAAGAUCAUUGAGUCCAAUGGUUAACCUAGCACUGCCAAAUCCACCACUAAACCGUGUCCAUAAGAACCUCAUCUACAUAUCUUUUAAACAUCUCUAGGGAUGAUGACUCAACCACUUCCCUGGGCAGCCUCUUCCAGUGCCUGACAACCCUUUUAGUGAAGAAAUUUUUCCUGAUAUCCAAUCUAAACCUUCUCACUUCUCAUCAUCACCUCUCUUCUGUUUUCCUUACUCUCAUGUGUUGACAAGGCCAAGUGGAUGGGGCUGUGCCUGGUGCUGGAUACACCAACCCAUGUGCUAUGAAGUGCAUAUUCUGGCCUUGGCUGGGCUCCCUAGACUGGUUUAUUUUCUGAAUGGCUCCCUACACAGGGACACUGUGGCUUAGUGGUGGUCUUAGCACGAGGUUUACAUACAGUUGUUUUCACACAUCAUUUGCUGGUGGGAUUGUAACUGCUGCGUGGAGCACCACAGAAAUAGAUUAUACCAGCUUACAGAAAACAGUAUGUUGAACUCAACUGGAUUCACUCUGAUUCAUCUGGAGGAGGGUUUUGUGGUUUCCAAAGGAAACAAAGGUUUUUUAGUCGCUCUUUUGUUUAUCAGUAACUUUUGCUUGUUGGCUGUUUUCAAGCAAAUUUGGCAAAAGGACAUGAGCCUUCAAGAAAAUAUUUUUUUUACAGCUUCUGUAAAGGUAGCUGACUGCAUGGGAGAAGGAAAGAACUGAAUUAAUACUACUUCUCUUAGGGAAAACUGUGGCAUGAGGUCUCCUAAAUUGUUUAUCAAAACAGGAAAGAGAUGGUGAAUGAAAUGCACCAUCAACCAGGGUAUGUUCACAGAUGACUUCUCUGAAGUGUAGCAAAAAUUGAUUAGAUGGGAUUUACAGAAUAACAGUGAGAAACAGUGUUGUGCUUAGAAAUAAGGUGAAUAGUGGCUUGCAUAUUGAGACAGUUCCUUCCUUCUAGCAGUACUUUCAGAACAUUUUUCAGGCUUCUAACUUGUUCUAAAGUCUGUAGUAAUUGGAGAGCGGGGCAGGGAGAGAGACCCCUCUUGAUUUCAGAGACUUUGAGGUCAGGUUUGUCAUGGUCCAUCUCAUGCCAUCCUGGUGUUUUACAAGUUGAGGAAACAAAAUCUUGAAAUUAAAGCUCAUGCCCUUUCCCGCUGCAUUGCAGUGGUGAGCUUGGAGGAGCAGGAGGAAGGGAUGGAAGAGUUUACAAGAAGACUGAACCUUUACUUUCAGACUUUAAGUAGUCUGAGUUUAAGUAGAUUGUCUUGCAUGCCCCUUAGCAUCCCUGCACAGCAGCUAUACUAGCUGCAGCUCCUUUGCUUCUCUGGAGCUGAGUAAUAGCUCAUUCUAUUCACUUUUCUAAGCAUAAAGCACUCUGCAAAGAGUUGGUUGAUUCUUUGCUACUCACUAACCAACUAUCUGUGCCUAUAAUACUCACCAGUGGCAUUUGCUAUAGGACUUUCUGGCCUGAUUUGAGAAUGGGCAGGAAGAAAAGCAAAGCAAAGCACGUUACUAUGCUGUGUUUAAGACCCGACCUGAAAAACAUAACUGAGCUCUAAACAACUUUCCCAGGAUCACACAGUGCUGGGGUGCAGAAGAGACGGCACAUUUCCUGAUGGGGAGGCUAGUACUUUAAUUAUAAGGACAUGCAGUCACACUUUUUGCCCACAUUUUGCAGUCAAGCUAAAACGAAGCUGUAAGGUACAACUAGCCAAAAUAGCCAUCAGUUUACUGCUCUCUAGUGAGAUAGCUAUUACCUGCACUUUUCUGUGUUAUCUGCAAACAUGUUUGUUGCUCUGAUCACUAGUCUUCACCCUUCUGGUCUAGCCAAUGCAAUCUGUUUUAUUUAGAUUCUUAUACUGUGUUCAUUACUGAUGCUGUGGAUGAGGCCCUUCAAAUGAUGCCAUAAGAAAUGUGGCUAACAGUCCUUGUGUGUUGGUUCUCUCAGCCUCUCCUCAUGACAGCUGUAAGCAGUGAAGCAGCUGUGAUUUUCUUGUUUGUUUGUGUUUGUUUUUGUUUUAUUUUGUUUGUGUUUUUGUUGUUGAUGUUUGUUUGUGUUUGUUUGCUUGUUUGUUUUAAUAUAGAUACAUAUGUACCAGCAAUUACUGAUUUCUGAGAAGAAAGUACACCUUGGAGUUUGUUCUUUAUCAUCCAGAUUUUGGCUCUUUCCUGAAGGAAGUGUUAUUUCCUGGUCCCUUACGGUAGGAAGUUUGGUUGUGCUUGAAGAAGAAAUUCACUUGCUGUUACUAUCAACUUGGAGCUCUUAGCUGAUUUUUUUAAUACCUUGAGGCAAGGUUCUUUUUCCUCAGGGUUGAAUUCUAGGGGCAGUUCUGUCAAGGAUCUGAAUGCAGAAGUUGAAUGCACCAUUAGUAAGUUUGCUGAUGAGACCAAUCUGGGAGGUGCUGUUGACUCUCUUGAGGGACAAGAGGCCUUGCAGAGGAAUCCAGAUAGAUUGGAGCCUUGGGAAAUGAUCAGUGGGAUUGAAUGUAACAAGUCAAAAUGCUGGAUUCUGCACAUGGGACAGAAUAAUGCCAGACACAAGUAUAAAUUGGGAGAGGAACAGCUGGAGAGGAGCCUUGAAGAAAGGCACCUGAGGGUGCUGGUCAACAGCAUGCUCAAUAUGAGUCAGUGGUAUGUGCCCUGGCAGCCAAGAGGGCAAACAGCACCCUGGGGUGCAUCAAGCACAGCAUAACCAGCCUGUCAAAAGAGGCGAUUAUCCUGCUGUAUUCAGUGUUGAUGUGGCCUCACCUUGACCACUGCGUGCAGUUCUGGGCCCCACCAUUCAAAAGAGAUGCAAAGGUCUUUGAAUGCAUCCAGAAGAGGGCAACAAAGCUGGUGGAAGGGCUAGAAAUCAUGUCCUAUGAGGAGUGGACAAGGACUCCGGUUUGUCUAGAUUGGAGAAAAUGGGGCUGAAGGGUGACCUCAUGACUCUCUACGGCUUCCAGAGGAGGGAUGUGGAAAGGGGAGGUGCUGAGCUCUUCUUCUCGGUAUCCAGUGACAGGACAUGUGGGAAUGAUUCAAAGCUGUGCCAAGUGAGGUUCAGACUUGAAAUUAGGAAACAUUUCUUUACUGAGAGGGAGACUGGCUAAAGGGGUGGUCAAUGCCCCCAGCCUGUCAGUGUUUAAGAGGCAUUUGGACAAUGCCCUUAACAAAACGCUUUAGCUUUCAGUCAGCUCUGAAAGGCUCAGGCACAGAAUCACAGAAUCACAGAAUCACAGAAUCACAGAAUCACAGAAUCACAGAAUCACAGAAUGUUAGGGAUUAGAAGGGACCUUGAAAAAUCAUCUAGUCCAAUCCCCCUGCCGGAGCAGGAACACAUAGAUGAGGUUACACAGGAAUGUGUCCAGGUGGGUUUUGAAUGUCUCUAAAGAAGGAGACUCCACAACCUCCCUGGGCAGCCUGUUAUAGUGCUCCGUCACACUCACUGUGAAGAAGUUUCUUCUCACAUUUAAGUGGAACCUCCUGUGUUCCAGUUUGUACCCAUUGCCCCUUGUCUUAUCAUUGGUUGUCACCAAGGCAGUUGGACCAGAUGAUCACUGGUAGGUCCUUUCCAACCGAAAGUGUUAUAUUUUCUGUUUUUCUACUCUAUUUUCUAAAGUUAUGGAUCAUCCAGGAGGCAGGGCAGUUAAACUUGAUUGGUUCACAUACAGACUAAUCCGUGUAGGGAUUAGAAGGCAUUUUACCUGCUGCCAUUGUUAAGAAAGACUGCAGCAUUUUGACAUCAGUAUAAUGAUGGAUUUCUCAUGAAAUCUGUUCAAAAACACUGGGAGAUGCUCACCAGAUCAGACACUAGGUUUAUUUCUAAGUUUACACCAGGUGAAAAACAUAGUAUCUCUAACAAGCCAAAGGUGAACAGGAAGACCCCCACAUUUGAAAUCUGAUUUUUAUAUUAAUCUUAUGGCACUAUGAAGUCUGACUCAUGAUUGUUGAAUACUCAGUCUAUCCUGCUCUGUCAAAAGGCAGCCUUAUUUUGAAUGGUAAGAAAUGCUGUAGAAGAGCUGCAGAAGGUGGGCGGAGGUCCAAACAUCCUGGCCUUGUAGCUAGUGAGAACUUCCAUGUUCUAGACAAAUCUUCAGUAUAAGCCUUGUGCAUUAUUUGGUUUCCCUUCACAUUCUUUUACUGCUGCAAACUAAAUGUAACAGUCUGCUGCAAAACAAAUAGAACAUAAUAAUCUGCCAUUUUCUCUUGGCCAUUUUGAAAUAGUUUGCUAGAACAGCCAAAGAAUGGCAUGCAUGCAGUUUGCAAAAUCAUUUUGCAUGAAGAGAUUUCAAAAAGCUUCCUCAAAAGCUACCCACAAGUUAUUAACUCACAUUUGGGGACCAUCUGCCUGGUGGCUUUUCAAAAUAAUGCUAUAAGCACACAGGCUAAAAGCAAGGAAUAUCUUACAAAAGCGUAUUUUCCAGAAAGAAAAAGGCAAAUCCCCAAAUAGUUGAGCCUUACAAUUUUUUAUAACCCAUAGGUGAUAAAUCGUAAGGUAUUUGAGAACAGAAGUGUUAUCUGGGGCAUUGACACAGUAUAUGUAUGUUCUGAGAAUCCUCUUGCAGUUUCCGUUGCAGAAUUUUGAUGUAUUUUGGUGCAGCUGCAUUUGUUUGAGGAAAAUGCAUUGUAUGUAACAGGGAUAUUCCUAUGGCUCUUCAGGCUUUACAAUCAGGAAUUUACAGCAAUUUUCUUGGUGUAGAGAAAGACCAGAGUUGAAGAUAGGAUGUUUCUAAAGCUGUAAGGCUUCGUCUUCAUGGGAACACUUCAGAAGCCUAGCCUGAAUCAAAACAAACAAACAAACAUACAAACAAACAAAACCAACAAAACCCACUAGAUCUGAAGUGUGAUGACUUGAAAUGGAACAUAGCCCUCUGUAAAGAAUCAUGUUUUGAAUAAAGUAGGCCAGACUUAAGUGUAACUUAAUUCAUUUCAGAAUACUAAACCAGAUUUGAUCUUUAUUAUUUUAAAUGAGAAUGAAUGUGCAGGGACUAACUGCAAUAAAGACGUUUUUUCCAUAGGUAGAUAAUCCCCAUUUUAAAAUCUCAUCUGGGAAGUCAGGAAAUACACUGAAAGUCUUUGGAAAUCAGACAUGCCAUCUCUACAAUUUUCUAUACACAAUGAGCACAAUUCAACAAGAUGCUGAGCAAUAUUUUUUUAGGUGCUAAAUUCCUUUUGUCAUCAGAGGGUGUUGGAAGGCAAUUGUUCAUCACCCAUGAUGAAGUACAAAUAGCAUGGAGAAUGACCUGUGCUGCUCAAUAUGCAGAUAUAUCAUAGCUCGUAUCAAAUUUUGUGGGUAUUGAAUGAAGAGUAACUUAAUCUUAUAAGGUAUGAAAAAACUUUACCAUUUUUAGCUGCAAAACACGCUGAUGACUGGAACUUGGGCUGGAGAGAUGCCUGCUCCACCCUUAUUUGAUUCAAGUUGUGUUUGGACUCUGAAGGCCUUUUCUUCCACUGUAGAAUUGAAUGGAAAAAUUGCAACUGGCUUCAGCAGAUGUAGGAUCGAAUAGAACUGCUGCUGCUUUCAGUAAACUUUCCCACUGCUGGCUGGAAGGAGUAGCAUUCGGUCUGGGCUGUGUUCUGAACUAGUGAAAAAAUCACAGACAACACACUUUGAAAAAGGGUGGGAAUGAGGUAAUUAUUAUUCACGCUCAGAUCUGAGCCUAAAUUAUGAUUCGGUCUGUUUCUGUGCUCUCUAGAAAGGUAUCACGUGGCGUCAUAUAAGGCUGGGUGUCAUUGUCAGUAAGUAAUGCUUAACUUGGAAAAAACUGAGCUGCAGAAGGUCGAAGGAAUUUGAGGCAAAUGAGACUUUUGGACUUUCCUUAAGAAAACUUAUCUGAGGGGCUGUAAGUAAUGAACUGAUAUUUAAAGGCCUGAUGUAGCAUCAGAACAUGCCACACUAGUACAAAGUAUUUGAAAAGAGAUCUGGAAUAGCAGUCUAUUCCAUGUUUUUAUUUUUUGUAGUUUAUAAUUCUGGAUGAUCUGGAUAUUCCUAUAAGUGUCCUUUUGUGUUGAUCUAGUUGUUUCUGCAAAUUUUAGGAGGCCAAGCUAGGCUAUUGAGCACUUUAAAUUAAGAGGAACUGAUUAUUAUGAUGAUUAAGGACUCCUUUGGACACUGUGUGACCUAGCUUUUCUGAGCGCAAUAAUCCUAUUUCUGAGAUGUUCAAGUGUUGCAGUGAGAGUAAAACUGUGUGUCUUGUGUGUGUGGGACUCUGCUGAAACAUGUUUUAAUCUUUUGCUCUUUUUUGAUUGUGAAUGGCCUGGGUCUUUGUACAACUACCACAGCUGUUAGCGAGGCUGCCUUAUCAAUCUGUCCCACUAGUUUUUACAGCCUCUGUGAAGCUCAGAGAGACAACACUUCCUACGGGCUCUAGCAACACCUGUUGAAGUUAUAUGCUGUCAGAUUCAACAUCGCCUUGCCAGCCUGAAUUUCCCUUUGUAGACAGGCAGCUGGUAGAUGCAGAACCAGGAUCCUGACCUGAUACCACAUUAUGUUAAGGGAGUUUAGGACCAUUUCAGAGAACCCUGUGUUUUCCUGAUGGGAAUGUGCUCCUGGUAUACAUUCCUAGUUCACAAAGUCUGCCCUCACAGAACCUGUGUAGAAGCGGGAACAGAGGAAAAGUGAUGCCUCAGAAUGAUUGCUCUCAUAUCACUGAACAUAUCAGGGUGGAUCUAAUUAAACUGCAUGCAUGGAAAUGAAAGAGCUAAUCUAACCCUGACCAUGGCAGUCAAAGUGUGCAGCUUAGGCAAUUGCCAGUGUCUGUCUUAAAAACAAUAGUUCCAUUCCCGAGGCAGUUGAAGAUACUUGAUGUUAUGCCACUGACUUCACGGGGGUCAGAACUGAGCUCAGUUUUCUAUUUUAGGCAGAGCACAGUUCAAGGAGGGGAUACCGAUCUCUGUCAAUAACUUAAAACUGAGUUGUCACAGCAUCAACUACAUUCUUAGGAAAGUUUGUUAGACUUUUCAAUAUCAAUACUGGGUUUCAGAGGUAUAUUUGCUGAGUUACUCUUUUGAUAAAACUCUUUAAUAAGCAAGUCCAUUUGCUCUCCAUCUGGUGCUGAUCUCACUUAAAAUGCAGUGAGAUUGGCAAGUAAUUCAUUCAGAAGUACAAAAUUUGCAUAAAUCAGUUAAUACUGGGAAGGCCAAAUCUUACCUUUAGUUUCUUAACAAAACAAAUUAUGAUCCUUUCCUCUUAGGACAGAAACUCUUUGUAAGAUAGAGAAAUAUCUCACACGCCUGGUGCUGAAAUAUCAAGUAGUGAUGUUUGUUUUUUGCAGAUUCCUUUCCUGUUAAUUCUUGUUCCAAAUAUAGUACAGUCUUGAAACUGGUUAUGCUUGAUGUUCAAGGCAAAAUUAUUGCACUUUAAAGAUUCAGUUUUAUCUUUAAGACUUUAAUCUUGCAUCAGUAACUUUUAAGUGCUUUCGAGUGAUGCACCAAGCAAGGAACUAACAUCCUUCUUCGUUGUUUUCAGUGUCAGAUAUCAUGUAUAUCCAAUGGCGGGCCUCUAUUUGCCAUGAAGAUGCAGUUACAGGGGAUGCAAUCUACAGAUACUAAGCUGUGUGAUCAAUGCUAUCUGUAAAUUAUAGUGAUUACAUAUAUUUUAGAAUUUAGUUUACCUUUUAGGUCCCAACUCCUUUUUCUGAUUCACUAAAGGAAAAUCUUGGUAGUUUUAUUUUUUUCUAGAAUUUAAAAAUGUUGUUUAAAGUGAGUUUGGAAAAUCCACUAGCAGAUAAGGGUGAAACUUCCCAGGGACAAGAUUAAAAUGGGAUGAGUUCAGAAGAAAAAAUUACUUGUGUGGCUUUAUGACUUAACAGUGAUAAAAGACAUUUUUUCAGGUAAGGGUGUGAAUAUCCAAACUAGAAGGCUGUAUUGACACACACCAACAGUCAGAGAAUCAGAGCUUCACUGACCUUCUCAUUGAAUGAUCAGGAAGGGGAAUGGGGUUGGUCUUGAUGUCUCAGGCUAUCAGAGAUGAGUGAAACCUCCUGAAGGCUUGAAGCAGUGAGAAAAAAAUGUGGGCUGCUCUAUUUAACAGGCAGCUGACCAAAGUCUUGUACACUUCACAUUAUUGUUCACUGUGUACUGUAUUCCCCACCCAAUAAUUUCUGUUUCCCUUUCUCUAUAAACUCCAACUAUUUGAUUUUUUGUGUGAGAUGAAAAGAUGAUAGCACACUUCAUAGCGUGAGAGUCUCAGGUCUAUAAACAACAUUAGAUUCUCAGGUUCAAGUUCUUAAUCAGAAUGCUGCCAACCUGGGGUUUGAAAUGGCCCUUUAAAGUUCCAAGUGGAUAUCUGCUAAAGGGUUAGGUUUCUACUGUUGCACUUUUUUUUUUUCCUUACAAGCAAUCCCAUCCAGCACCUAACAUGUAUCAAAGAAUAGUGUAGGCCAAGCUGCCUUUGGUCUCCUGGCUGCUGCAUCUGGGAAUAUGGCAAGACACAGGAAUCCUCCCUUUUAAUUUCUCUUUUGUGAUCUUCUGCAGUAUGUUUGAUAGUGUUCAGUGAUAUCUUGUGAGGUCACAUUAAAUGAGACCAUUCUUUGCAUUGUUUCAGUUAGCAACAUGCCUGGGCUGGUCCAGAGAAAAAUUAUACAAUUACCAUCCAGGAUAUGUGAUCUUUCAGCCUACAGUACCCUUGUGGCCCAUGAGACAUGUACAAGCAGCUAUCAAAAAGAGAUGUUUCAAGACCAACCUGCUUGAGCUUGUAGGAACUGUGAUUCAUUGUCUGCUAGAGGUAGUAAAGAACCUCUCUCCCAUCGGACUGAGAAAGCCUUUCUCAGAGAAUUCUGAAUUGAAACAGGCAUGUUUCCAUGAAAAAUGUCACUUCUGAGGACCAAAUAUCCUCCAAAGAAAAUGUGUCACAUUGGUGAAGGGUUUAGAGGGGAAGCUGUAUGAGGAGCAGCUGAAGUCACUUGGUUUGUUCAGCCUGGAGAAGAGGAGACUGAGGGGGGACCUCAUCAUGGCUACAGCUUCCUCACAAGGGGAGGAGGAGAGGCAGGUGCUGAUCUCUUCUCUUUGGCAACCAAUGGCAGAACCCAAGUGAAUGACAGGAAGAUGUGCUGGGGAAGGUUUAGGUUGGACAUUAGGAAAAGUUUCUUCACCCAGAGGGUGGUGAAGCACUGCAACAGGCUCCCCUUGGAGGUGUCAUGGCCUCAAGCCUGACAGUGUUCAAGAAGCAACUGGACAACACCCUCAGACACAUGGUGUGAAUCUUGGGGUUGUCCUAUGAAGGGACAAGAGUUGGACUCAAUGAUCCUUGUGGGUCCCUUCCAACUCAGAACGUUUUAUUAUUUGCUCUGUUCCAUAUACCAGUUGACUACAAGUGAGCACAAUUAACUGCAUCUUCCUUUCCUUGUGUUUGGAGAACACAAGUGGGAGGAAGUAGGAGACAAGGAAGGAAGUGCAGAGACCCAACACCAAUCUCAUGUGAAUUUUUCAGGUGGUUUCCUGGCUAUUCUGAGCACUUGCUUUCCUGGCCUUUUGUGCCUCUCGGAUGAUAAGACAAAGCUGAGAAGUAAGAUAUUGUAAAAGUUCCACUGAAUUUGUACAGUCAGCUUGGAACAGCUGCAGACAAAUACAAAUUCAGGACAAGAGACAACAGCUCAGGACAAACAUUACUACAUUACUCUAAAAGACUGCUAAUAUGAGUCUGACAAGCAAAAACUUGUUGUUUAAGUCAGUAGUACCAAGGAGCAAGAAAGCUCACAGCUGCUCACAGCAGGACACUGCUGCUUUAACAAGAUUUUCUCUGGCUGCUCCAAUUCCCUUUAGCUUUAGCUUUUUUUUUUUUAUUUUUUCUUUAUUUUUUUGGUAAUCAUCUUUCAAACUACAGCAGCAUUUGUUGUCCUGAGGUGCUGACUCUGGUGGAAGAGAUUCUAGUGGAAGCUUCUACUGCAGUUUGCACAGGCCUCAUUUCAGGUCACUAAUCACAUCUUUCUCAGGCUCUCCUCAGGCUCUUGCAUUGCUUGUCCUCUAGCUGGAUGAAUUGUCUGAGAGAAAUGACGUGACUGGUGUGUUGAGGUCACAUUUCUAGAUUGAGGGUGGACUGGGGGAAGAUUCUGCCCUUUGGAUUCAGGGAAGACAUGACAUUUGAAUGUGGUGUGGAUAUGCAAGCCUUCACUCUUCCUUCUCUCUUGUGCACAUCUGCUGCCCUCCAGGCAGCCAGUUAUGUUGGGAAUGAACAAGAAGAAAAAGCAGACGAUGUGAUGGGUGACUUGAGCUGGCAUCUGGAUGCUGAGCAGCAAAGUUUCACUAUUGUACUAGGCCUCUUCACCAACAAAAGACUCAUGCACUAUUCUCGGAGUCACCAAGAGAAAUCCACAUGAAGGACUUGAGCUGAGGUGACAGGAUAGAGAGUUUGCCACAAGACAAAUUUGGAGAACAAAACAGUCACAGAAAUAAAACAUGCUUUAUAUUUCCAGUGUUACCUGUAUAACCAGAUUUGAUAGAACAGAAAAGCAGGAGGCCAGGGGAUUUAAAACAUGAGAUGAAGGGCUAGUUGAGAUCCUUUGGUGCACUUUUCUGUGAAAACUGGAUUAACACAAUGGAGCAUGAAUGAUCCUUCUGCUGACCUUGCUCUAGAACCAAGAUGACUCCUACCUACCUUCUCAGAGAAAAGGCAGAUUACUUUGGGUAGAUACACACUAUGGUCCCUGGAGAGCUCAUUGCUCCACUACCUGUGUAAGAGGAAUCUUGCUACUGAGUGGAAUUCUCAUCCCUGAGUUAGGAUGUUAUUCCCUUUCUGCCACAUAAAUGCCUUUCUUUUUUGGCAAGAUGUAGAUAUUCUUUGGACAAGACUUCUUUGACUUCUUCCAAUGAAGUUCAUUUUUUGAAGUGACAGGGCAAAAAAGGAGAAAACAUGACCUUCUAGCCUGACAUUUACUAGUUAUUUCCUGGUAAGAAUAUUUUUUUAAGUAUGAUAUGGUGUCCAAUUGCUGAUUCAAAUGGUAUUGAAGCACUCUCUCUAGCCUAGGGAAUAUUUGCUUGUUCAUAUAAAGACUGAACCCUCUGUGAUCUUGUCUACUGCCUGGUUAGAAAAUGCGCUCAGGAAGACGGAGAUAAAAGUUCAGAAACAGGCAGACAAAGGAAGGAAUUUAGAUUCUUGAGCAAGUGCUCUUAAAAUUAAACUAGGAGGUAAAAGAAAAUAAUUAUGCUUCCUUCAAUCACCCCUAUUUCUGGGUUGUAGUAGAGUUUAGGUUCCUCACCAGUGAACUCCAUGCUACUUUUGGAUUUAAACAGAGGCCAGAGUGCAGGCACUUGGGAAACGGAGUCCACUGAGUCCAGGAUUAUACAGCAGCAGACUGAACUGUGAUUUUGAUGUUCUACAUUUUGGAUCAUAGCAGCUAUGCAUGCAGUUAGUAAGAAUUUAAGCAUUUAAAUUCCUCUUGUAUAUCUGGCCUUUUCAUCCCAUAUCAGGUAACCUUGGUUUGGCUUCAUGGAGCAGAGAUUCUUGAUGGUUUGUCUAGUGUAGCAUUGAAGAUGAUAUCCCCGAGGUGAUAAAGUUAAUGAAGACAUGUGUAAGGAACAGCUCUUUUACUGAUGCUGAAUUUCAUUAGCCUGUCUCACAAGAGCCCUUUAUCACCUCGCAGAAUAAGUCCUGUAAUUUUUCUAAUGGCUGGUGCAGUGUCAGCUUUCCACGUGACUAUCUGUAACUUGAAGCACUUUCACCACUUUAUAAUCCAGCUAUGUCACCAAGGCUGUAAAAACAGGAAGAACUGCAACCCUCAGAAACAUUGAGGACAGUUUGCUAAAGCGGCUACAGUAGUCAGAGCAGUUGUGCGAUAAAUCAGUAAGUGAUGUUGUCUCUCUUUGUUUUUAAAAGUGACCUGGAGCUCAUGCAGUAGCACUAUUCUCCAGAUGGCUUUCCACAACAUCAUCUUCCGUAACACACCAGUGAGCCACGAGACUGAGACAGAAAUUCCUGUGUGGGGAGGGUGUGAGUCAUGAGAUGAAGUCUGACUCCUGCAGAUAAUGACCAUUAGGAAGACACUGCUGCAGAGACUGAAACCAAAUCCAUUCAUUCCUUGUUGUCAAGUCACCUUGGGUUAGAAGUUGCCAAAAAUUUUUUUCCUGGAUAAAUUACUAUGAUGACCCAAUCAAGCAUAUGUUCUCAGUGAAUUGGAUGUCUUCAUUCAAAUUGUUGAAAAUCUGUUCUGCUUGGAGAUUUCUCUCAUAGAGUAAUUGUUUAGCACCACAUAAGGAGUGUGCAGGGGUUCUAUAAAAGUUUAAAUGCUUUGAACUUACUCCCAGGCACAAGAAGACUUUACUACUUGAGAUUUUGUUUGGAAAUAAAUGAGUUCUUGUCAUAUAUUGGGUAUCUUCUGCUAUUGUUCUUACUUACCAAAAUUUGUCAUCAUUCUGGAAGAAGAUUCAAGUGUUUGUUCUUUUUCUAUUAUUGGCAUUCAUCUUUGUUUAUUUAUUUUGUAUUCUUGAGAUGUGUUGCAUCUCUGGAGUUCGUAUUUCUACUUUUAGCAUAAAAAAGCUGUACAUACAAGUCUAGAAUGCAUCUGAAGUUUAGUCUGUUUUUUCAUGUGACUUUGACUUGAACAUUUUUAUGUUUAUGUUUAUAUUGCUCUUUCAAAAAUGUGCAUUACCUGUAUUUUCUAUGCCUUUUUCCCAUCUAUAACUCAAUAAAAUUCUGCCCCCAUUC
Molecule: messenger RNA, 29082 nt
Organism: Columba livia (rock pigeon)
Lineage: Eukaryota; Metazoa; Chordata; Aves; Columbiformes; Columbidae
Product: potassium voltage-gated channel subfamily A member 5
Exons: 2
Coding region: 760-2691 (643 amino acids)
Biological process (GO): potassium ion transmembrane transport; protein homooligomerization
Cellular component (GO): intercalated disc; membrane; voltage-gated potassium channel complex
Molecular function (GO): delayed rectifier potassium channel activity; protein binding
Source: RefSeq, a predicted model, not a curated record